This is a messenger RNA of Saccostrea cuccullata (small rock oyster), 628 nucleotides long. RefSeq lists its product as uncharacterized. The record is from RefSeq and is a predicted model, not a curated record. The coding region runs from base 93 to 581 and encodes 162 amino acids. The transcript is spliced from 2 exons. Lineage: Eukaryota; Metazoa; Mollusca; Bivalvia; Ostreida; Ostreidae.
CUCUUACACAACCACAGAUUUGUGAACAACUCUUUGAGGAAUUUAAGGUGAAAUACUUACCAAAUGCAGAACUACUGUGGCAAAAUGACCAGAUGGAUCAAUACCCAAAUGUUUUUCUUUGUUAUCAUGACUCUCGAGUACAAGAAGACAUACUGAAACCCUUGCAGGAAAGCGAUAGAUCAGGAAAACCAAUUUUAGUUGUUGGUAUCCAACCGUGUGAGAAAACCAUAAAUCCAAGUCGCUUAUUGAAAAAUAACAUUCUGUGCAAGGAACAGGAAAAUACCUAUUUUACUGAUAUUAUAUUCUCUGAUAGCAGUGAAGAUUGUUAUUUAUGUAAAACAAACUUGACAGCGGCAGAAGAUAUCAAUGAAUUUUGCAAACCUUUCGAUUCACCAGAAGUGGAUAGACCCUCAAUCUGUAUUAAUGCAACUGCUAGGGGACAACAACAGGAUUUCAUGGAACUUCAGGACAGAAGUGGCAGGAAUCUGCUUUACAGAGAAGAAAACAAUUCUUCAUCGUUGCAAUCAAUUAAGAUCAACAAUGUUACACAAGGACACGAAAACUCAGAGGCAAGAAAAUAAAUGUUUAGAUUUUUAAAUGAAUGCAGUCCUCAGUGACUAUGUCGAUA